AUGAUGGCGCGACGCUAUCACACGGUGCUCACUUCAGCUCCCGAUGUGGUCGAAAUCCUGGGCAAGGAGAAGUUCGCCCUUGUCUAUCUCAAUGGCGCUGUCGUCGCGUCGUUGGCUAGUGCGGCCUGGCAACGCCGAAGAGGCACCUCCCUUCCUAGUCUGGGUGCCAGUGGAGCGCUCAUGGCAGUGCUGUGGGUGUUCGUGUCCGCAUUCCCUGACAGCGAGCUAGCUCUCAUCUUCCUGCCAUUUGUGCCUUUCAAGGCAAUCAACAUGGCGUUCGCAAUUGCGGCCUUUGACGUGAUGGGCGCGUUGCGAGGGUGGAAAGCGCUGGAUCACGCGGCACACCUUGGUGGAGCCGUAGUUGGCGCUGCUUAUUUCUAUGGCCUGCGCGCGAUGGAUGCUCUUGAGAAGUGGGACAACUAUGGCAGCACGAUUCUCCCCGGCGGUCACAUUUACGAGGGCCAGUUCAGGGGAGGCAAGAUGCAUGGCAAAGGCAAGGUCACGUUUGCCAAACAGGGAAGUCGUUCGGUCGUUUACAUGGGAGAAUUUAGGAAUGGACAAUUCGAUGGCUAUGGUGUCUUGGCGGACGAGCGUUCAGUGAUCUACGAUGGCCACUUCAAGCAUGGUAAAUUCCACGGCAAGGGUCUGCUCCAUGCCAACGAUGGGUCGGUCUACCGAGGCGAUUGGGUUGCGGGCAAGCGAGAAGGGCAGGGCGUGUGCUGGCUGGAGGGCAAAGAGGACGGGCUUAUUUACAAGGGCCACUACAAGAACGAUCGCUACUUCGGUUCGGGCAUCCUGCAGCGUGGACCCAACAUCAUAUUCGUUGGCGAGUUUGAGGACAAUGGAGACGGACGCUGGCGAGCUACCGGGACGCUGUACCCGCCAGGUGGACAGAGGCCGACCAAAGUGGUGUGGCUCGAGAACGAGAGUCCUGUUGAAGCCGCGUGA
Messenger RNA from Acanthamoeba castellanii str. Neff, 948 nucleotides. RefSeq names its product peptidase, S54 (rhomboid) subfamily protein. The transcript is spliced from 11 exons. Gene Ontology annotation, molecular function: serine-type endopeptidase activity. Bases 1 to 948 code for a protein of 315 amino acids. The record is from RefSeq and is a predicted model, not a curated record. Lineage: Eukaryota; Discosea; Longamoebia; Acanthamoebidae. Gene Ontology annotation, cellular component: membrane.